ACCGUAGAGCAAAACCAGGAAUACUUGAAGAAAGGGCACCGAACCUAUCAUUGUUGAUAGCACCGUCUCGGGAGGGUUGCCGCCAAUAACAACUUGUGGAAAGAACGCCGUCCGAACAAAAAAAUACCCAGAAAAACUCUACCGCACAAAGGAAAACAAAACACUACCAUUUGCCCAGUGCUGGGAGUAGGUGGCAAGUUGACCCACUUCUAAAGUCAUCGGUGCCAUCAUACAAUUGCAUACGGACAGUGCGUCGGAAACAACAGGAGACAGGAUUUCAACUGAAGCCCGGUUAGGGCAGAAGUCACUGAUGAAGAGCCAGGAUAGUGCGGGUGGAACCCGCUACGAGCUCGCCUAUGAUGGCAAAGGAGAACUCGUGUAUGAUGAUCAGGAAGCUGGACCCCUGCCCGCCAAGUGCGUGCCUGGCGACUCCGAAGAAGAAUUGCCGGUCCGCGGCAACUGGGGGGGCAAACUCGAUUUCAUCUUCGGUUGCGUCAGCUACGCUGUCGGACUCGGCAACGUUUGGCGAUUCCCGUACCUUGCCUACGAGAAUGGCGGUGGUGCAUUUCUGGUUCCAUUCUUCAUCAGCAUCGUUUUAUGUGGAAUUCCUUUGUUCGUAAUGGAAGUCUCCAUAGGACAGUAUCUUAACACUGGUGGAAUCGGAAUCUGGAACCUCGUCCCGAUGUUUAAAGGUGUGGGUUAUGCGUCUAUGACAAUGAUUGGCCUAUCGAAUAUCUACUACAUCGUGCUGAUCGCGUACACUCUUUACUACUUUGUGGCUUCGUUUUCAUCGCCUCUUCCGUGGGAGAACUGCGGCAAUGAUUGGAACACGAUUACCUGCGUUAGCCUUAGGGAAAACCGGACUUCCCUCAAUAGAACCGACGGAACAUCGUCCGUGAGAGAAUACUGGGACAUCAAAGUCUUAGGUAUUACAUCCGGCCUGCACGAAAUGGGUGAACUGCGUUCGGAGCUUGUGGUCUAUUUACUCAUCGCCUGGGUCCUCGUCUACAUGGUCAUCUGGAAAGGACUUCAUCAAAGCGGCAAGAUCAUCUGGUGCACAGCUUUGUUCCCAUACCUUAUACUGCUAAUUCUUUUCACUCGUGGUGUCACCCUCGAAGGUGCUAGUGAGGGUCUAUUGUUUUAUCUCAAGCCUGACUGGUCAAAGCUCCGAGAGCCUAAAGUUUGGAUCGCUGCUGGAACCCAGGUUCUCUUCUCCUACGGAAUUGGUAUUGGCGCUAAUGUCGCUCUUGGUUCGUACAACAAGUACAAUCACAACUUCUACAAGGAUUCUCUCAUCGUGUGUGCCAUAUGCUCCGGUACGUCGCUCUUUGCUGGUCUAGUUAUCUUCUCUGUGCUUGGUCAUAUGGCCCAUGUUCAGGGCAAGGAAGUCGCUGAAGUGGCGCGGUCCGGACCCGGUCUUGCUUUCUUAGCUUAUCCCGAAGUCGUGGUGCAGCUUCCGUGGGCCUCAGCUUGGGCUAUUCUCUUCUUCUUGAUGCUGAUCGUCCUGGGUAUCGAUUCACAAUUCUGCACAGUUGAGGCUCUGGUAACAGGUCUCGUAGACGAAUUCGCCACCAUCCUACGGCCGCACCGCCGACUUUUCACUCUGGGUAUCGUUUGUCUUCAAUUCGCACUCGGCCUACCGAUUGUCACCCAGGGAGGCAUGUAUAUCUUCCAGUUAAUGGAUUUUUUCUCGGCAUCUGGCGUAUCACUGUGCACUGUCGUCCUGUUUGAGAUUGUCGGAUUCUCUUACAUUUAUGGCGCCAGCCGCAUAUAUGAAAAUAUUGAGGACAUGAUCGGCUUCAGGCCCAAUCGCUUCUACGUAUUUUGCUGGCUUGUUGCGGCCCCUGUCGUUAUUCUGGGAAUGCUCCUUUUCUACCUGAUCGAGCACGAGCCACUUACGUACUCGGACACGUACGUCUAUCCCUGGUGGGGUGAGGCCAUUGGGUGGUGCAUGGCCCUUGCGUCCAUCAUUUGGAUUCCCCUAUAUGCGCUCUAUUUCCUCUGCAGCACCCCCGGAACCUUCCUCGAGCGCAUCAAGAAGGGCGUGACACCGCAAGUGGUGCCUCGUAAGGUGCAGGAGGGCACACCGACCUCUGAGGAGAGCGUCACUAUGGACAACCCAAUUACGUCCGCCCAGCUCCUUCUUCGCCCGGAGAAGGUGUGAGGAGGAAAUCAAACCCCCUCUUACCCUCCACCACAACGACAACAAAACUCGACAGCAUCUUUAUCCCACCAACCAAAAAUGUGUAGCAUCAAAAGGCUCGACACAGCAACAGAUUUGCACCGCAAACAUGCUUUUCUCAAUGACACAUCCCAUCACAGGCGACUAUGGACCGCCUCAGGCGAUUCAGAUCCAACAGUAAAUUAUACCUUCUCUCACAAAAUCUGUUCAGGAUCCACCGCUGUCAGUUCUAGGCCUUUCGCGAAGGGUCUAGAAUGGCAAACAACAGGCAGCUUCAACAAACAGCUUCUUUGGUCUCCAGCAGAUUCUUGCAAUGAAAGGAGAGGCGUGUACGUGAAAGUAAUCUGCUGUGUGGUGUCGCACCCCUUUUGUCGGCACAGUAGGAACAAUGUCAACAACUUCGAGCCAAAAAAAAAUCGUUAACAUUUAUAACGAUAACGAUUGUUUACUAUAGAACAUCAUAAAAAAAAGUAACAAGAUUUCAUCAGCGAAAAAUAGCAGAAACAACUAUGUGGGGACAUUUACGCGUUCAUAUAUACAUAUAUAGGAAACUACGAAAUAUCGCAAACCACCGUCCGUCUUCGGAACAGCAAGAUACAACAAUGCAUGGACGAAAUUUCAUCAUCAAGUACUUGUGCCAACUACGGUCUGACCGAACGUCGGCAGCGGUUAACGAUCUCCGGCGAGCCCUGGAGCUUUGUGCCUAUUUGUACUAGCACAAUGUACCGUAACUAAUCAACUUGCGGUCCAGCUAGAUUCAGGGCAAUGCCAUUUCUUCUUGCCAGAAAUGACACAAAGGCUAUGUCAUGUGCUAUAGCGACGAUGCCGAAAACAAGUCAUAGGAAGACACGUACACCAUAACGAAAAAGGGAGGGAAAGAAAGAAAGAUCGUGGAUAUCUGCUGAGCUCAACAUGCAUUCCGCCCGGCACCGUUUCUUCGCUCCAAGAUCCCAGUGACCCAGUGGGCUAAAACUCCAGUGGGAAAAAGAUGUGCACACAAUUCUGUGUUUAUUUUAAAUAACAUUACCGCUGUUCAGUACUAACAAUAACAAUAAACAAAUGGGUCAACAGUGCCAACGCGACUGUGGCGCACUCGACAACGAAUAACACAGAACUAGCCGAUUUCGCCAUACAUCUUGCCCCUGGUGAGGUCGGCGCGUGAUCAUACUCAACACGCAUUCCCUUGUACCGCCGCGCUGGCCGGCAACGACCAUUGGGUCGAAUGACAAGGACUGACCGCUUAUAGGAUUACGAUACUAUUAGAGGGCGAUAAUAUAUGUUCUGCACCCUUUGAGGAUAUCGUGACGAUAGCACACUUCCACGCCUCAGCGACCUCGUCGUCCCUAAACCCCGUUUCGGCCCGCUGCGGCGUUGUCGUCCAAGUUUUCGUUUAAUGUCAGUCACCACCUUUGGUUAACAGCCGAUCGAUAACGACAACAAUAACUCUAUCUCCAAGAAACACAUUAUUCAGAUGGACAAAUCGCUAGGGUAAAGGCAUCGUUGGUGACCAGUAAUCUGUUUUGGACCACAAUAGCAACGAAAUCAACAAUAACAAUCGAUACAUUUAUUACAAAUGGACGAUAAUAAUGUAAUGAUUAUAUACUCUUAACUCAAAACUCAACACGCAUUCCCGCAAAAUGUUUCUGAUGUUUCGAUGAUCGAACAAAUAACAUCGCGGCUCUACAACAACAAUAAAAAC
Varroa destructor (honeybee mite) is the source of this 3881-nucleotide messenger RNA. Its product is annotated as sodium- and chloride-dependent GABA transporter 1-like. The record is from RefSeq and is a predicted model, not a curated record. Lineage: Eukaryota; Metazoa; Arthropoda; Arachnida; Mesostigmata; Varroidae. Gene Ontology annotation, cellular component: plasma membrane. Gene Ontology annotation, biological process: nitrogen compound transport; amino acid transport; sodium ion transmembrane transport.